Molecule: messenger RNA, 3845 nt
Organism: Colius striatus (speckled mousebird)
Lineage: Eukaryota; Metazoa; Chordata; Aves; Coliiformes; Coliidae
Gene: EFNA5
Product: ephrin A5
Exons: 5
Coding region: 1-687 (228 amino acids)
Biological process (GO): regulation of cell-cell adhesion; regulation of actin cytoskeleton organization; ephrin receptor signaling pathway
Cellular component (GO): external side of plasma membrane; plasma membrane
Molecular function (GO): ephrin receptor binding
Source: RefSeq, a predicted model, not a curated record
AUGCCGCACGUGGAGAUGCUGCUGCUGGCGGCUGCGGCGCUGUGGGUGUGCGUGCGCGGGCAGGAGCCCGGCGCCAAGGCAGUGGCCGACCGCUACGCUGUCUACUGGAACAGCACCAACCCCAGGUUCCAGCGUGGCGACUACCACAUUGAUGUCUGCAUCAAUGACUACCUGGAUGUGUUUUGCCCUCACUAUGAAGACUCAGUGCCGGAAGAUAAGACCGAACGCUAUGUUCUGUACAUGGUGAACUUUGAUGGCUACAGCUCCUGCGAUCACACGUCCAAAGGGUUCAAGAGGUGGGAGUGUAAUCGGCCACAUUCCCCAAAUGGACCGUUGAAGUUCUCAGAAAAGUUCCAGCUCUUCACACCCUUCUCACUAGGAUUUGAGUUCAGGCCAGGCCGGGAAUAUUUCUACAUCUCAUCUGCAAUCCCAGAUAAUGGAAGGAGAUCCUGUCUAAAGCUUAAGGUCUUUGUGCGACCAGCAAACAGCUGUAUGAAAACUAUAGGUGUUCAUGAUCGUGUUUUCGAUGUUAACGACAAAGUAGAAAAUUCAUUAGAACCAGCAGAUGAUACCGUACAUGAGUCAGCCGAGCCAUCCCGUGGUGAGAACGCGGCACAGACACCAAGGAUACCCUGCCAGCUUUUGGCAACUCUAUUGUUCCUCCUGGCAAUGCUUUUGAUAUUAUAGCACAGUAUGCUUCAGCAACCUGUCGCAGAAAAUAUCAGGGUCUUGGAACAUCAGAGAUCCACCUAACUGCUCAUCCCAGGAAAGGGACUUUAUUGUUUUUGCAGAUGUCAAAUAGUUAUUCUUCCCUUUUCUUCUCCCUUUUAGCCUGAACUCAGCAAAAAUUUGAAGGGGAUAACUAGCUUCAGCACCUGUCCCUACCUACCGUGUGACUUUCUUAACCCCUCCAUAUAAAUAAAAGGACUCCAAAUGAAAAUGCCAAACUAUAAUAGUGACACUAGUGAUUCUUAUUUUCCUCUGCAUUCUCCUUUAAGAAGUCACUUCUGUUAGCUUACUGUGUCAUCCAUAAGUGGAUGAGGAAGAAUAGUGGCAGAUGCAAUCAGUGAAGGAUAAGGAAAGUGAUUGAAAGCCUGGGAGUUUUUCUCUCUGACACAAUAUUUAUGCCUUCUCAUUCAGCACAGUAAGAUGAUCGUGCAAGGCAUCAUGUCACCAUGUCAGGACUGGAGGGGAAGUAUCAAGAAGAGAUAUAAUGUAACACCAUUUCCUCCAGGAGUUUCUAGAUGAACAGGCUUCUAAAGGGAAGGACAGUGUUUCUUAUAGGACUGUCUUGAAACAUCUUUGACAGUAAAAUUUGUGCUCUUGAGUAGAAAUACUGUCUUUGGUCAGAGGAAAAAGUUAGUAUUUAGGAAUGUUAGCACACAGCAGGCAAGGUAAGGUUUAGGAAACUUCACUGGGAGUAUGAGUGCCUCUGUUAUUUCGUUUUAAGGGGAUAAUGCACACCGGAUUAUUUUAUUUUAAAGCAAAUCACCGUGGUGCUACAAUUUUUUUCUUGAAAUGCAGAGGCACUUUUGAGAAUAAAGUGACCUUCCCCAGCGCUGACUUCAUAGCUGAUAGCCUUGGAUGCUGCUCUGGGUGUUAAUACAUGCUAAGAGAGGACAUCAGUGGUCAGAGGAAACACAUUUGAGACACAGGCUCUCCAGUGUGCUCUUGAUUUGUCUCUCCUGCAAGUUUCUCAGUCAUGGGAAUAAACCACAUCUAGAAGAAGCAAGGACAGUGUAGUAGCAUUGUUUGGUGAGGAGAGAAAAGAAGUGUGGAAUAUGAAUUCUAGUGUUGAUUUUUUUUAUCUUUUCCCCUUUCAACACAGUUUGAAGAGUAGAGGAAGUGUGUUUAUCAUCCAGAGAUAAACCAGUUGGGCUCCCAAAGACUUAACAAGAUAUUUUUUUAAAAAUCCACUAGAAUAGAAAAUACGUUAUUUAGAUAUACUUUAUGCUGAGAGUGAUUAUAUAUGCUUGUCCUGUUUAAACACGUGAGAGAAGUGGUAACCCUUGAUGCAAUUAGGAAAUGGGACUGUCUUGUUUGAUGGAGUGACCUGAUGGAUUUUUUGAUGGAUUCCUGCUUAAGGAAUCUGAGCCUUGACUAAUGUAGAACUUUAAAAAGUUACUUGCCAGGAAGUGCAAGCCUUGGGGUGUUUUUUGGCUAGGCUGCCAUGAAAUUUUGACUGCUGAGCAUAAUCAGAGAAAUAUCAGACUGAGACCAAAACAAAGCUUUUGUAACAAAUGAUAAUUAUGUUAAACGUGGAAGAAAAACAUGGAGCACAUUGAGGUGAAAUAAAGGGUUUGUGUAUUAAUUCCGAAGAUGAAGUCUGCCAUUUCAAAAUUGAGUGAUGCCUUUAAUGCACUUUGUGGGCUUUUUUUUUCAUGAAGAAAAGCUUUCCAGAAGUUAAAGCAGCCCACGAUUCAAAAUAGGAGGAAAGGGAGGAAAUAAAUUUUAAGAUGUUAAGAAAGAUUAAUGCAUGCUAAACUAUGAUCUGGGCUUGCCCGAUACUAUGUAACACUGUCAUUAAUAGGGGGUGUGUGCUUACAGGAACAAUUUAGGAAAUUUCUUCUACUGUGAAGUGCACACAAUAAAGAUACCCAAUCUAAACCACAAGGAAAGUCAUCAUCUCAUUACAGACUAUUUGAUAAUACUCUUUAGCGUGGAUGUGAUUGGUACACACACUAAUACUUCCUGUAGGUAGGAAUGGAAAAGCUUUGUAUGAGAUGGGCUUAAUCCAAAUGCACUUUAUCAAACGGAUUACAAACCAGAGUAUAGAUAAAAUUGCAUGAUAGGUCACCAUAUUUAAAUGAUUCAUAGCAAUUGCAGGCACUCAUACCAGUAGCGGCAAUUUAAUGUGGAAAUAGUGACUUCAUAUUUUCAUCUUUUGUCUCUGAACGAUGUUGGAAUUCAAGAUGUACAUUUAUCCACAACAAAGGAUUUUCACUAGUGUUACUCUGGAAGAAAUUCACCCCUUUGUUUUACCUUUGUUUUGGCAUGCUGGGUAGUUAGGGAAAGACGGACACCCGUGUGGCCUGCGUGGGGUGGCUGGAAGUGGGACAGGCACCGCCAGUGUGGUGCUGAUGACAUCAGGCAAACCCAGUCAUACUGAGUACAUAGAUUCUGAUGGGCUUUGCAUUGCAUUGCAAAUCUCUAUAUGCUUUCAAUUCAGAUGUUAGUGCAAAUUAAGGAGGCUUCUGCUCCUUUCCCCUUCAUCUGCCCCAGCUCCAGUCUGAGGGACUGGUUCUCCCUUGGCCUUGGUGGCUCACUUACCCUCAUGGCCUGCACUUCUGUCUGCCAAGGGCAUCAUGGUGUGAAGCGGGGAAAAUAGGGAUCAGUCAGUUCAGUGGAUACUGUGUAUCCUUUAAUAGACAAGGUAGCAUUUCAUGUUAGUUUAGAAUAUUGUUUUGUACUGUACUUAUUUGGAUGGCAAAGGAAAGACAAGUAAAACUUAAAACUAUGUUCUUUAAAUUCUGUAUUAUUAGCAACCUCUGUUGUAUAUAAUGUUUGAUAAUAAAGUAUUAAUUUGAUUCUUAUGUCUUUUGUAAGUGAGAACAAUAGACUUUCAGGAUAUUAAAAACACGCGUUGAUUACAAGACAGAGCUUUGAAGCAUCAAGUGUGAUCAUGGCUCAGAACUGAGAGACAAGUGGCCAUGACACUGCAGCAUACAGGACUCAUCUUUGAAAAUUGUUCAUCUAUUACAAGACUUCACAAUGUCAAGCCCUGGAACAACACGACUUUUGAUUCUCAAUGUUUUGUCCUCAGUGUUUAAAGGUCUGAUGUUGGAGCUCUACGAUUUCUGUGUUAGCCUUUGUUCUUUUGUAUCAUGUUUGUUUCUAAAAAGACU